This is a messenger RNA of Cryptomeria japonica (Japanese cedar), 1776 nucleotides long. Its product is annotated as pentatricopeptide repeat-containing protein At2g13600. The coding region runs from base 1 to 1776 and encodes 591 amino acids. Gene Ontology annotation, biological process: RNA modification. NCBI's taxonomy places the organism in Eukaryota, Viridiplantae, Streptophyta, Pinopsida, Cupressales, Cupressaceae. Gene Ontology annotation, molecular function: protein binding; RNA binding. The record is from RefSeq and is a predicted model, not a curated record. The transcript has a single exon.
AUGGGUAUGUAUGACAAGUGCGGGAGUAUGGGAGAUGCGCGCCAAGUUUUGGGGAAUAUGAGGGAGGCGAAUAGGUGGUCAUGGAAUAGCAUAAUAGGAGGUUAUAGAAGGCAUGGAGAGAGUAAAGAGGCGUUGGCACUGUUUCGUCAAAUGCGGAGAAGAGGUGUUUCAGCGGACGAGUUUAUCUUGGCUACAAUCCUCCCAGCCUGCGCCCAAAUGGAGUGCUUGGAAGAGGGUAUGGAAAUCCAUCAAAGCAUUAUCAAAGGCGGUUUUUUGGCUGAUGUUGUUGUCGUGAAUGCCCUAAUAGACAUGUAUGAAAAAUGUGGAAGUAUGAACAAGGCACGCUAUUUGUUCGAUAAAAUGCGUAAUUCAAACGUUGUAUCGUGGACCGCCAUAAUUACAGGAUAUGCAAGAAACGACGCUGUUGAUGAGGCCUUAUUGCUUUUUGCAGAAAUGCCACAACGAAACGUUGUUUCGUGGGCUGCGAUCAUCACAGGUUGUACCCAAAAUGAGCUAGUUGAAAAAGCUUUGGCCAUAUUUAAGGAAAUGCAAUUGGUUGGUGUAAAGCCCAGCUCAGAAAUUUUUACAAGUGUCUUCCAAGCUUGCGCCAAAGAGAGAGAUUUGAAACACGGCGAGGAGGUCCAUCAAAGAAUGGUAGAAAGUGGCGUUUUUUUGGAUGCUGUACUAAUGACUGCUCUGAUAGACAUGUAUGCAAAAUGUGGGAGAAUACACAAAGCGCGCCAAAUGUUUGACAAAAUGGCUCGCCGUGAUUCAGUUUCAUGGAAUGCAAUGAUAGCGGGAUAUGCCCAGAAUGGCAAUCUUGACGAAGCUUUGAAACUUUUUAAAGAAAUGCCUAGGCAAAAUGUGGUUUCAUGGACUGCACUUAUUGCGGGAUAUGCACAAAAUGGGUUUAUUGAAAAAGCCUUGGAGGUAUUUCGUGAAAUGCAAUUGGCACGGGUACAGCCUAACUCGGCAACCUUCGCCAGCAUUCUCCCAGCUUGUGCCAAACUUGGAGCUUUGCAACAGGGUAUGGAAAUGCAUCAGCAGAUAGUUGAAAGCAGGUUUUCAUCUGAAAUUGUCGUCGCAAAUGCCCUCAUAGACAUGUAUGCAAAAUGUGGAAGCAUACAGAUGGCACGCAAAUUGUUUGAUAAAAUGCGUAAUACAAAUUUUAUUACGUGGACUGCGAUUAUUUCAGGAUAUGCAAUGCAUGGUUAUAGCAAGGAUGCUCUCAAACUCUUUGAUCUAAUGAAGCAUUCUGGAACCAAUCCCGACCAUGUAAGCUUUGUUUGGGUUCUAUAUGCAUGCAGCCAUGGAGGUCUGGUAGAGCAGGGCUGUGAAUACUUCAAUAGUAUGAGUCACUUUGAUUGCAUUUUACCUAGAAUAGAUCACUACAUAUGUAUGGUUGACCUCCUUGGCCGUGCUGGCUAUAUUGAGGAAUCCCUAAAUUUUAUCAUCAAGAUGCCAAUAAUACCUGAUGUUGUUGUGUGGGUGAGUUUGCUUGGCUCUUGUAGAUCGCAUAAGAAUAUAAAGAUAGGAGAAUUAGCAGCAACACCUCUCCUUGAGUUGGAUCCUAAAUGUGUAGCAUGCUAUGUUCUUCUGUCAAAUAUUUAUGCACAAGUGGGCAGGUGGGAUGACGUUCACAAGUUGAGGAAUUUGAUGAAAGAUAGAAAAAUUCAAAAGAUACCUGGAUGUAGUUGGAUUGAAGUCCAUAAAAUGGUACAUGUAUUUUGUGUAGGAGAUAGGUCACAUUCCCAAACACCGGAGAUCUACUCAUAG